Messenger RNA from Hyla sarda, 2558 nucleotides. It is a transcript of the gene NDRG1, whose product is annotated as N-myc downstream regulated 1. Bases 93 to 1298 code for a protein of 401 amino acids. NCBI's taxonomy places the organism in Eukaryota, Metazoa, Chordata, Amphibia, Anura, Hylidae. The transcript has 16 exons. The record is from RefSeq and is a predicted model, not a curated record. Gene Ontology annotation, biological process: signal transduction. Gene Ontology annotation, cellular component: cytoplasm.
AGAUUAGUGAAAAAAAAUAAAACAACUGGAAGGAAAGAGAGAAAACAGCAUCUGGGGACACAGACACAUCUCACUGGUGAAAGACUCCCAAAAUGUCUACUCAGCUUCAGGACUUCAGUUUCGGGGAGGGAAAGCCGCUGUUGGUGGAGAAGGAAGAGGGAAUUACUGUAUUACUGCAGGAGUAUGAAAUUGUGGAACAUGACAUCGAAACGGCUCAUGGAGUUGUCCACGUCACCAUGUGUGGAACGCCCAGACUGAACAGACCCGUCAUACUGACGUACCACGACAUCGGACUGAAUCACAAAACGUGCUUCAACGCCCUGUUCAACUAUGAAGACAUGCACGAAAUCACGCAGCAUUUCUCCGUGUGCCAUGUGGACGCACCAGGCCAGCAAGAAGGAGCGGCGUCUUUUCCAACCGGGUAUGUGUACCCUUCAAUGGACCAACUGGCUGAAAUGCUACCUGGUGUUGUACAGCAGCUCGGUUUAAAGAGUAUCAUUGGGAUGGGAAUCGGAGCCGGUGCUUAUAUCCUCACUAGAUUUGCUCUGAAUCACCCCAGCAUGGUGGAAGGCUUGUUGCUCAUUAACAUUAACCCCUGUGCCGAGGGCUGGAUGGACUGGGCAGCCACUAAGCUUUCUGGACUUGCCCAUGGGUUGCCAGAUAUGUUGAUUUCCCAUCUAUUUUCCAAGGAGGAAAUCCAUAACAACCCCGAUCUAGUGUACACCUACCGAAAGCACAUUGUCAAUGACAUCAACCAGAAUAAUCUUACAUUGUUUGUCAAGUCAUAUAACAGCCGCAGAGAUCUUGAAAUUGAACGUCCAAUUCCUGGAACCAAUGCAGUAACAUUAAAGUGUCCUGCUCUUCUGGUUGUUGGUGACAGUUCUCCUGCUGUGGACGCUGUGGUGGAAUGCAAUUCAAAACUGGACCCAACCAAGACCACACUACUAAAGAUGUCAGACUGUGGAGGAUUUCCACAAGUUGUUCAGCCUGCCAAGCUUGCUGAAGCCUUCAAAUAUUUUGUCCAAGGCAUGGGCUACAUGCCCGCUGCCAGUAUGACCCGACUGAUGAGGUCCAGAACCAACUCUGGCGCCAGCGUGUCCUCUAUGGAUGGCAAUAGGAGCCGGUCUCACACAAAUGAAGGGUCGAGGAGCCGCUCCCACACCGGAGACGGUAACCGAAGCCGAGCUCAGACCGGAGAGGGGAACCGCGGCCGCUCCCACACAGACACCAGGAUGGAUGUGAACAACACCAACAACCCUGAGCACAACAAUGUCAAAUCUAUGGAAGUCUCCUGCUAAAUCCAUGACCUCGGCGAUCAGCGUAAAUUUUCCUGCCAAUUGUACAGAUUAAACCGAUCUCCGCCCUGGAGAAGUGUUAUCAUGACAGCCAAAGGGUUAAUGGCAACCUAAAUUCUGGAAAACAGAAAUAUUCAGAGGACCAAAGAUUGUUAAGCGCGACAUUUAACCUUUAGCACGUAGCCACUCCUAUAGCCCAACACACUCCCAAAAAAAUAAAAGAAAAACUUCCAAAAAAAAAAAAAAGAUUGUAGUCAAAUCUUUUUGUAUUUGAUUUCAAUAGCUCUUAUAACACUGGCAAAAAAUUUAUUUCAUUGUUUUUUUUUGUUUUUGUUUUUUUUAAAUUAAUAAUAACACUCAAUGUAAUGGCGUUUGCAUCGAUAUUGGGCUAUUUGGCGCUAAAAAAAAUGUAAAUAAAUAAUUGAAAAUAUUUAUAAAUGUGGUGUGCAUUUAAAUUUCUUUUAAUAGUUGAUAAAUUGUAGGAAAUAGUUUUUAUGAUAAGCCACUCCUAUGUGGAUUUUUUUUUAUGUAAAAAAAUAUAUAUAUAUUGUAUAUAUAUAUAUAUAUAUAUAUAUAUUUCAAAUAUGAUCAAAUAAACUGUCUAACCAAAUGUAUUUUUCUCGAUAAUUUUUGAAGAUUUUUCAUCCUUCUAUUUCAUUCAAAGAAAUGCAAAAUAUUUUUUUUUUGCGAGAAAAAAAAAAUCAAUGACAAAAAAUACUUCAAAUUUUAAAAAAUAUAUGCUUUUUUUAUUAUUUUAUUUUGAGAUUGCUGAAAUACAGAUACAUUGUCUAGGCAGGACGAGAAUCUGUCUCAUACACUAUAUCUCAGUAAGCUAAUUGCUGCUAAUAUAUAUAUAAUAAUAAAGAAUAUAGAAAAAGUUACAAAAAAUAUCAGCUUGUUCAAUAGAAGAUUUAAACAAUGUAAUUUUUUUCUUUUGAGAUACGGUAUAUAUAUAUAUAUAUAUAUAUAUAUAUAUAUAUAUAUAUAUAUAUAUAUAUAUAUAUAUAUCCACAUUUUACCAAAAAGAUAUCUAAAUUUUCUGCUUUUCAUUCUAAAUUUGUUGAUUUUAACCAGUUCUCUGUUGCUCAUUAUUCAUUGUUCUUUAUAUAUUUAAUUUUUUUUUCAUUUUCCAAGUGUAUUUUUUAUUUUUAUUUUGCGGCAGAAAACUGUGAUUCUCUAGAACUAGUUGAAGGAGCUCAUUGUAUACACGUGAAUGGGAUUAUUGUAUUUAUUAAAGAACAAUAAACUUGUAACUUUGCUCUA